AUGAUGCUGGGAGUCACAGUUGCUCUGAAUUUCACCAUCGCGCAGCUGAAACUAGCUAUUAAUUACGACAUGAAACUCGAACAAUUCCAGCGAUUUCGAUUCGUGUUUCUUGGCUACUUGAUCAUUCCUACAUUCCUGUUACUGCUAAAAUAUAAGAGAAUGUACGUCUUCCAUAUGAAUCAAGAUCAUGUGAUUUCAAUCAUUUCUUCUGCUAUGGAUCAGCUUUUGGUGGUCACACCGCCAGAUUAA
Messenger RNA from Phytophthora nicotianae INRA-310, 249 nucleotides. RefSeq lists its product as hypothetical. Lineage: Eukaryota; Oomycota; Peronosporomycetes; Peronosporales; Peronosporaceae. The record is from RefSeq and is a predicted model, not a curated record. The transcript has 2 exons. The coding region runs from base 1 to 249 and encodes 82 amino acids.